Messenger RNA from Oppiella nova, 420 nucleotides. NCBI's taxonomy places the organism in Eukaryota, Metazoa, Arthropoda, Arachnida, Sarcoptiformes, Oppiidae. The record is from the annotation of a GenBank genome assembly.
UCAAAUCCCACACCCGGUGUGGUUGUAAAUGAACUGAACGGUACCGACGUCUACAAGGGUGUGCCCAAGGAUUACGUCGGGGCUGAUGUCAUCCCGCAGAAUUUCUUAGACGUUAUUAGCGGAGAAGCAGCGCUUGAAGCAAAGGGCAAACGUGUUGUCAAAAGUGGACCCAAAGAUAAUAUAUUUGUCUAUUUUAUGGAUCAUGGAUCCCAGGGAUCCGUAUUGUUCCCGAAGGGCUACCUAUACGCUGAUGACCUGAACAAUAGGCUUAAAAAAAUGAACCAAGAGCAAAAGUUUGCCAAGCUCGUUUUCUAUUUGGAAGCCUGCGAUUCAGGAUCCAUGUUUGAGAAACACUUGCCCACCGAUAUUAAUGUGUACGCAAUUACCUCAUCAAGGUACAAUGAAUUGAGCUGGAUGUGC